CAAUAAUAUCGUUUGCGGCCCCAUUCAUGGUCAGCGCGUCAAUGGCAGGUCUCUUCAGACCGAUACAGGCUCUGUGUAGGUCAGCACGUAGAGCUCUCCAUGUCGCCCCAGAUUCAACCACCACAGCCCUCAAUGUUAUACGCUCUCAACCAUCCCAAUACAUCGUUGCAUCCGUCGUUGGACGCAAAUACCUGCUUUCUCCUCGCGAUAUUCUCACCAUUCCUCGACUGCGCGACGUGAAAGUUGGAGAUGUCCUCGCACUUGAUGACAUACACGAGCUCGGUUCAAGAGAGUACACUCUCCGAGGGAACCCCACAAUACCACCUUCAAAAGUAAAGGUUGAGGCGACCGUUCUAGAGCACACGAAGGGAAAGAUGGAGUUCGUCUUCAAAAAGAAACGGAGAAAGGGCUACCAGAAGACGAAAAGACACAAACAGACUUACACGCGUCUACGUAUUGGUGACAUUGUCAUACCCACAGCCAAGCCAGUAAUAUCAUAGGAUCCAUAUAAUCGUCUUUCACUUGUUUGCGACUUGGGCGUUGGAAUCACAAUCUAAGGACCCGAAUGUGAACUUCAUUCAUG
This is a messenger RNA of Marasmius oreades (fairy-ring Marasmius), 583 nucleotides long. RefSeq lists its product as uncharacterized. Gene Ontology annotation, cellular component: ribosome; mitochondrial large ribosomal subunit. The coding region runs from base 27 to 500 and encodes 157 amino acids. Gene Ontology annotation, biological process: translation. Gene Ontology annotation, molecular function: structural constituent of ribosome; RNA binding. The record is from RefSeq and is a predicted model, not a curated record. NCBI's taxonomy places the organism in Eukaryota, Fungi, Basidiomycota, Agaricomycetes, Agaricales, Marasmiaceae. The transcript has 2 exons.